GGUUGUUGUGUUGUGACGUCAUCACUUACGGGGCUGAAAGUUUGGUUGAAUUUGAAUAUGAAGUUCGAUGAAAAGUUGGAUAGCCAAAUCCAGAGAUUCGGCCAAAAUUAAGCGUGUUGUUUCUUUUGGGUUCCUGCGUCACGCAAGUAAUCAUGCAACUUUCCAUGUCAAACUUCACUCUAAACCGACCUAAAAGAAUGAAAACGGAGGGUUCCAAAAUUCCCGGCAAUGCAUCCCAGCAAGCGGAUCAAAGUUCUUCUGUGUCACCUGUGCCAGCUCGGACCAACCCUGGCGCUCAGUUCAAACCGCUGGCAGAGCUGAUGCGGCCUUCCCAGUUGGAGGCCUUCGUAGGACAGGAUGGCACGCUCGGGGAGAAAAGCAUGCUCAGGAAGCUGAUAGCUUCAAACAGCGUGCCGUCAAUGAUUCUCUGGGGUCCUCCGGGGUGCGGAAAGACCACACUGGCACACAUCAUUUCCCAAAAGUGCAAGGAGUCAUCUGAAGCUCACUUCGUUACCCUCUCUGCCACAUCAUCUGGUGUAAAAGAUGUCAAGGACACCUUGGAGAGAGCCAGGAAUGACCAGAGAAUGUUCAAGAGGAAGACUGUCUUGUUCAUUGAUGAAAUCCACCGCUUCAACAAAUUGCAGCAGGAUGUGUUCCUGCCGGCUGUUGAAAGUGGAUGCAUCGUGUUGAUUGGCGCCACCACGGAGAACCCAUCGGUCUCACUGAACUCGGCCCUGCUGUCGCGGUGCAGGGUUUUUGUGCUAGAGAAGCUGCGGGUUCAGGAUGUGGCCCUGAUACUCCACAGGGCACUGCAACUCCUGGAUGUGGAGCUGGUGCCAGCAGGUUCCUCGCAGUUGCAAUCUGGCCCCGGCAGGCCAGUUCUGAUGGAGGAGGAGGCUCUUGACUACUUGACUGGGAUGUGCGAUGGAGAUGCCCGCACGGCGCUCAAUGCCCUGCAGACGGCAGUGGAGGCACACCGCAGUUCUGGCCAGGACGGCUGCCUCACCAAGGCCCACGUUAAGGAGGGCCUGCACAAGACGCACUUCCUGUACGACCGGGCGGGGGACCAGCACUACAAUACAAUUUCGGCAUUCAUCAAGUCAAUGCGAGGGAGUGACCAAAAUGCAGCCCUUUACUACCUGGCGUGCAUGCUGACGGGCGGAGAGGAUCCGCGGUUCAUCGCUCGGCGCCUAGUCAUAUUUGCCAGUGAAGACAUUGGCCUUGCUGACUUUCAGGCGUUGGUGUUGGCUGUUUCGACUUUUGAGGCCGUUUCAAAGGUUGGAAUGCCUGAAGCUAAAAUAAUCCUUGCCCACUGUACCACUUACUGCGCCCGGGCACCCAAAUCGAGAGAAAGCUACAAUGCAUACGCUUGUGCCGAGAAAGCGGUCCAAGAACAGGAGCGCCUUCCUCCAGUGCCUUUGCAUCUUCGCAACAACACCAGUUAUACCAGCCAUUCUGGUCAACCCCACCGUGGGCAGAGCAAGGAAUUGCCGUUCCUCCCCGAGCCGUUGAAGCACUUGAACUUCUUCGACCACUAAGGGGCCAUUCACGAGUGUUACAAUCUGUGUCUUUCUCUUUGUUUUUUUAUUCUUCUAUAGAAGGCAGCAGCGAUGACUGGCUCAGCUCACUGCAGUUCUGGAUGUCAAUAAGGGCCCCAGGGGUGGGUGUUUCUUUGUUGGCAGAGGAAAAUAGCGAGAUAGAUAGGGCUUCCUUUGUUUGUCAUUGUUUAUUUGUGGAAUUCUUGCAAGGACCCAAGGUGUUCGAAAUUCUCAGAAAUUGUUUUCUGUAGCUUCUGCUUGCUCAUUUUCUUUUUAUGAAACAAGACAGUAAUUAACCAUAUUGGAAGAAUUGGAGUCUCAGAAAGAGAAUUCCUAGAAGUUACAUUUUAUAUUGCACUUGUGGCAAGGUUAUUUUUAUUCUCAGUUAAUAAAUAUUUAAGAACAAA
This is a messenger RNA of Ixodes scapularis (black-legged tick), 1945 nucleotides long. Its product is annotated as ATPase WRNIP1. The transcript is spliced from 8 exons. The record is from RefSeq and is a predicted model, not a curated record. Gene Ontology annotation, biological process: DNA-templated DNA replication; regulation of DNA repair. The coding region runs from base 153 to 1538 and encodes 461 amino acids. Gene Ontology annotation, cellular component: nucleus. Gene Ontology annotation, molecular function: DNA binding; ATP binding; ATP hydrolysis activity. Lineage: Eukaryota; Metazoa; Arthropoda; Arachnida; Ixodida; Ixodidae.